Molecule: messenger RNA, 6149 nt
Organism: Bombina bombina (fire-bellied toad)
Lineage: Eukaryota; Metazoa; Chordata; Amphibia; Anura; Bombinatoridae
Gene: ESRP1
Product: epithelial splicing regulatory protein 1
Exons: 16
Coding region: 150-2213 (687 amino acids)
Biological process (GO): regulation of RNA splicing
Cellular component (GO): ribonucleoprotein complex; nucleoplasm
Molecular function (GO): mRNA binding
Source: RefSeq, a predicted model, not a curated record
GUCUUGCUACAUAUCUAUAGGUGGAGGUGACUCAAGGUGUAGGGUGGUGUUGUCUGUUUUGGGACCUAUUUUUUCACUCUGGGGAUAGGGUGAAUUUAUUUGUAAAUAUUUAUAUAUACUUUUUAUAUAAUUGUAUCUUUUUUAUCAUCAUGACUGCUGUUUCCCCGGAUUAUUUGGUGAUUUUAUUCACUACUACUGCGGGUGCUAAUGGUCCCAAAUUGGGUUCAGAUGAGAAAGAAGUGAUUCAGUUGUUAUGGAAAGUGAUUGACCUAGCUAACAAAAAGGUAGGGGAGCUGCACCAAGUACCAGUCAGUCCUGACCACCUUGAAGUGACAGAAGAAUGUGCAGAAGGGAAGGAUAUUGAUUUGGAAAAGCUGAAGACAGCUCCCCGCCUGGAACAAGCUCUGCAACAGUUUAACCAGUCAGUUGGUAAUGAGCUAAACAUUGGUGUGGGCACUUCAUUCUGCCUGUGCACCGAUGGUCAACUUCACGUCAGGCAAGUGCUGCAUCCUGAAGCCUCUAAAAAGAAUAUAUUACUUCCUGAAUGUUUUUACUCCUUUUUUGACCUGAGAAAAGAAUUUAAGAAGUGCUGUCCUGGAUCAAAUGAUGCAAGUGAGCUGGAUAUAGCAACCAUGGCAAGUUAUCUGGGCUUUGAAAAAAGAAAUGUAGAGUGUCCAUAUGGAGUGUCCGAGGUGGAAGAAAUGGGAGACAUAAUUGUAACAUUGAUUUCAGAGCCAUACAACCACAGGUUUUCAGAUCCUGAAAGAGUAAAUUACAAAUUUGAAUCUGGAACGUGUAGCAAACUGGAAAUAAUUGACGACAACACAAUUAUCAGAGCCAGAGGUUUACCAUGGCAGUCAUCUGAUCAGGACAUUGCACGAUUCUUCAAAGGCCUAAAUAUUGCAAAGGGCGGAGCUGCCCUCUGCCUUAAUGCUCAAGGCCGAAGGAAUGGAGAAGCCCUUGUGAGGUUUGUGAGUGAGGAACAUAGAAACUUGGCUUUGCAGAGACACAAGCACCAUAUGGGGAAUCGGUACAUUGAGGUGUAUAAAGCAACUGGAGAGGACUUUCUAAAAAUCGCAGGAGGCACCUCUAAUGAAGUGGCUCAGUUUCUGUCUAAGGAGAACCAGGUGAUAGUACGUAUGAGGGGGUUGCCUUUCACUGCUACUGCAGAAGAAGUGCUUGUAUUUUUUGGACAGAAGUGCCCAGUUACUGGAGGAAAAGAAGGGAUCCUGUUUGUUACCUAUCCUGACGGCAGGCCAACAGGAGAUGCUUUUGUACUCUUUGCAUGUGAGGAAUACGCACAAAAUGCACUAAAGAAACACAAAGACUUGCUGGGCAAGAGAUAUAUUGAAUUGUUCAGGAGUACAGCAGCAGAGGUUCAGCAGGUUUUGAACAGAUAUUCCUCCACUCCUCUCAUCCAACUGCCAACUCCUCCAAUAAUUCCUGUACUACCUCAGCCGUUCCUUCCUCCAGUGAAUGUUAGAGACUGCAUACGCCUUCGGGGGCUGCCUUAUGCUGCUAGCAUUGAGGAUAUCUUAGAGUUUUUAGGAGAAUUUUCAGGAGAUAUCCGAACACAUGGAGUCCAUAUGGUGCUUAAUCAUCAGGGACGACCAUCAGGGGACUCAUUUAUUCAGAUGAAAUCUGCAGAGAGAGCUUUUUUGGCAGCACAGAAAUGCCAUAAGAAGACCAUGAAAGACAGAUAUGUUGAGGUGUUUCAAUGCUCUGCUGAGGAGAUGAACUUUGUCUUAAUGGGGGGAACUUUAAAUCGCAAUGGAUUGUCCCCACCACCAUGUAAGUUACCAUGUUUAUCACCUCCCUCGUACACAUUUCCAUCUCCAACAGCUGUUAUCCCAUCUGAUGCUGGCACGCUGUAUUCACCGUCUCUUCUUUUGAAUCCCCGGGGCUUGCAGCCGUCUGCAGCAUAUUACCCAGCCGGGGCUCAGGUGUUUAUGAAUUACACUGCCUAUUACCCGAGCCCGCCCGGAUCACCUAGUAGCCUGGGAUUCUUCCCAGCAGCUGCUAAUGCCAACGGUAUACAACCUCACACUGGAGCUGCAGUAUUACGCAUGCAGGGAAUGGCAUAUAAUUCUGGUGUUAAAGAAAUUCUCAACUUCUUUCAAGGCUAUCAGUAUGCCCCAGAAGAAGGACUUAUGCAAGUAAAUGACCAGUCACGCGCACUACUUAACCAACCCAAAGAAUGGGUGUGCAUCUAAAUGACUUUCCAGCCACAGUCUAAAGAACCAAAAGAAGUCUUUUUAACAUUUGAUUUGAAAUGGAUAAAAUACUUUCUAAAAAGGAUCCCUGGACAAACUGUUUUCUCCACCCAGCUGUGUAAGCCGUUUAACCCAGGAAAUACACUGGAUCCAUCUGAAAAUACUUUAAACCAAUGAAUGAGCUGAAAUUCAAAGAAACUAUGUUGGAAGGCUCUGAAUAGUCAUAAUCAUUAAAAAAAAAUUAUAUAUAUAUAUAUAUUUUACAAGAAUGUUUUUCAAAGUCCAGCAUUAAAUUUCUGUGUUUUUCUUCCUGUGCGCUGGAAUGCUUUAAAUAUUUUUAGAUUUGUUUCUAAAUCUUUUCUCUACCUUUCUAUUGAUGUAUAUAUUUUUGUCUGUUUAAAAACACAGUCACCGAUGUCUAAUAAAAGAUUUUAUGUAUAUAGUAAUUUCUGCAGGGAACCAACCACACUUAACUUGACAUUUUAUUAAAAUGUUCAAAACCUACUGUUCUGUAGCUUCAUGAUGAAUAUUUUUGUAAAGUUGAAUUAUCUUGCUUUCUAUCCAAUAUAUUUUUUUAAAUGACCUGAUUUAAUUUUGUUCAUGCUUCAAAGAACCAUACCGUUAACGAUUUUCAAUGAUUGGAGGAAACUUUGCCUAAAACCUACACUGAAUAGGAACUUAUACUUCUAAAGAAAGCUAGCUAAAUGUAAUUAAACUACCAAUAAAGUAAUAUAUAACGCCCCUGAAAAAUGGCGCACAUAAAAUCUUUUGCUAGACUUCAGGUUUUAUGUACUGGUAAGAAUGUGAAUUAUACAAUGAUGACACAAUUCCUGUUGCAAUUGAUUUGAAUACACUGUAUGCCAAUUUAUCACUGCCACAUUACUGGAAACCCUUUCAUCAGCUGACAUAAUCACUUUGGUUAGUUGCUGUAUUGGAUUCUUUCCUCGUUACGCAGGAUAUGUGAGGGUUUUAGAAUUUAACCCUUUGACUGCCAGCUAGGGCUUGGUGUAUUCCUAUACAGUGUUUCCAUAUUUAUUCUAUGAAAGUUAAGGGUUAGAAUUGUUUUUUGAGAUCUGGACUUGUGUUUUAUGUAUUCCUCUCUGCAUCAUCUUUUAUUUAUUUUGUAUAAUGUUACAUAGGUCUUAUUACGAAGAGUAUUUCCUAUUUUGCUUCUUUGGUGAGCACUUUCUCUUUAAUGAGAGAACCCUCUCCCCUUUCUUUUCUUUGGAGAGUAUGUAAGAUUAUUGUACCCUUUAGUAGAAAUACUGGAACAGGCUCAAGCGAUCCAGCGAACAUGGUCACAUUAGUGAAUAUAGGCCUUAGGCAGAAGUGAAAAGUCUAGUCGGUGUGUGCUUUUUUUUGGCAUGUACACGUCUUAAACAUACCAAAAUUCCUCUUCUGAGCUAAGCUAUUGCUCAAAGUAGAAAUAGGUGUUCAAACUACCAGCUCAGUGUUCAUAAAAGCCUUUGAUCUAUAUUUUCUGGGUUGUGUGAUUGUUAUUAUAUAGACAGUGUGCAUUUACAUUUUAAUUCUUGAAUGUUCUAACUCUGCUCAUAAAGAACUCUAGGCUAACAAAUUACAGUGAUAUAACCAAUGAUAACAUGCUGCCUUUUGUGUUCAAAGCUCUUGAUCACAAAACUGGUUUAAAAUGUGCAUACUGUACAUGACAAAAGAGAAGACAUGGAAAGAAAUCCUGCAAAAAAUGAUAAUAUAAUGCUUAGAAAUUUUUUCUUUCUCAAGUAGAAAUUAUAAUGUAAUGAGUCCUAUUUUUGUAUUUAAAUACUAACUCUAAUAUAUGUGCAGCAAACUUCUAUUUAUAUUGGCCCGCAUGGUUCCUAUAGAAGGAGGGCUGUGUUAUCUAGGGGGACCAAGGUUAGGAUUCAUUGUCAGAAGGAUGUGCUGCUGUACACUAGAUUUAGUGUCCCAUGUGCCAGUCUAAAAAGUUAUUCCCUCUAGUAAUUCAUGUUUGGUCAGAAGAUUUAUAAAAUGCACUUGUCUGUAUAAUGUACUGUAAUCCUGUUGCAAACUAUGUAGCUAGUUCCUCUGCUAUUUACACCCCAUAAAUACAUGUAUGCACUUUCAGUACAACAUUCCGUGCUAGCAUUAUUACUUAAAGGGCCACUAAACCCAAAAUCUUUCUUUCAUGAUUCAGAUAGAACAUACAAAUUUAAACAACAUUACAAUUUACUUCUAUUAUUUAUUUUGCUUCAUUUUUGAGAUAUCCUUAUUUAAAGAAAAAGCAAUGCACAUGGGUGAGCCAAUCACACGAGGCUUCUAUGUGCAGCAACCAAUCAGCAGCUACUGAGCAUAUCUAGAUAUGCUUUUCAGCGAAGAAUAUCAAGAGAAUAAAACAAUUUAGAUAAUAGAAGUAAAUUAGAAAGAUGUUUAAAAAUGUAUUCUCUUUCUAAAUCAUGAAAGAAAAAAUGUGGGUAUCAUGGCCCUUUAACUUGGUCAAUGCAUAUUGGGCAGAAUGGACAUGGCAGUUCACUUAAAACUGGCUUAGAUGCUGCCAAAAACAUUAUUUAAUACAAUAUAGAAACCUAAUUGCCUUCUCAUAUGUUUUUAGUAAGGUCAGUUUUAAAAUGAAACAUUAGGGGUCAGUGUACUUUUAUAUUAGUUGGCUCUUAAGAAAUCUAUUGGAAAUGAGCUGCAUAAAUAAAUGUGAAGUAAAUGUUUACAAAAGGCUCAUUAAAUAUUUAGCUGUUCUUUAGGAACAUGGAAUGUUACCCAACUUGUUUUAUUUUAUGCGUUUUUUUUUUUUUUUGUAUUACUUAAUUUUGCAUUUUUGUGUUUUUAAUAAUCAUUAAUUCUGCAUACAGUCUAUGUGGAAUUUAAUGGAAGAUGCAUUUGUUCACACUCUGAGAUUUGUUCUGCUUAUGAAAUCUCCCUUUACCCAUAUGUUGCACAGUGACUGUAUUUUGAUUAUCAGCUCUUUUGAUCAGUCUUGUUAUGUUAUAUAUAAAGCAAUAGCUUUCCAUAGUUCUUGAUUACAGUUAUCUGUGUAUUUUCUUUUUCUUUCAUAAAGAGGUUGUCUCAUGCUUGAAGCACAUAGGCUGUAAGUUCACUACCCAAUCAAUAUUCUCAUCUAGCAUGACUUAGAAACAGGCUCCCAAGGAAAUGCAUUUUUUGGACUAGAUUAUCCAUUUUCUACAUCCAUUUUGUAUUAGACCCAAACAAAUUUGCUCAACAAAAAAUUAAAUUGAUGACCUUAUAGCAAAGGUGAUUCAAUAAUGCAGAAUGGACAGAACCUAUGCAAGUUACAUUCAAAUGACACCAACAUAGAAACAAUGUUUUCAUAAGGCAGUUUUAUGCUUUCCAGUUAACUGGGAUUAUCUAUUUGCUGCUUUUAAUGUUACUGAUUGACCUGUAAUAUAUUUACGAUCAGUUAUUAUAAAUAAAGUUUUUUGUUUUAUUAAUAUUUUGUAGAUUUGUAUGUUUUUGAGUAAAAACAAAAGAGAAAAAAAACAGGUUUCCCUUGAAUGUAAUGAUCACUGGAAAUCCUUCAUACCUAUGUUUCCAUGUUUUAUAGAAUAUUCUUACAAUAAAGUAUUUCUGCUUUGAAAGAUUUAAAAAAAAAAAAAAAAAAGUUAAUUUUACUUUUUGAAUUUAUGCAAAUAGAGAAUUAUUAACAAAAAAUAUUCUAUGAGUUAUGUUUUUUUUUCUUUUCUUUUUAUACAGUGUAUUUUUUGUGUGUGCUAAGAAUUACAGAAGCCAUCAUCUGUUAAUCCUAAAACCAUUAGCUUUGUGAGCUGCAAUGAAAUACUGUGUUCAACGUACUUUUUAUAUGUAUUUUUGUUUUGAAAGAUAAUCAUAGUUUUCAAGGUAAAUAAAUGUAGAUGUUACACUGCCUAAAAUAAUUUGUAUGUGUAAAUGACAAUGCAUUUUUUUUGUAUAGAUAUAUUUCAUAAUAAAAGUUAUGUUCUAUUCAUUUUCAAA